Notolabrus celidotus (New Zealand spotty) is the source of this 1103-nucleotide messenger RNA. It is a transcript of the gene ppih, whose product is annotated as peptidylprolyl isomerase H (cyclophilin H). Gene Ontology annotation, molecular function: peptidyl-prolyl cis-trans isomerase activity. The transcript is spliced from 9 exons. The record is from RefSeq and is a predicted model, not a curated record. The coding region runs from base 134 to 667 and encodes 177 amino acids. Gene Ontology annotation, biological process: protein peptidyl-prolyl isomerization; protein folding. Gene Ontology annotation, cellular component: intracellular membrane-bounded organelle. Lineage: Eukaryota; Metazoa; Chordata; Actinopteri; Labriformes; Labridae.
AAAUUUGUCCCCAACCGGACGCCGUAAGAUGUCCCGCCUGAGCCACCGUAGAUCCUAAAAGCGCAUAUGCUGGACAUUCAAAAUAUUUGAAACCAUUGGACUUUUGUUUUCAGCACAUUGCAAGUUAAAGAUAAUGUCUGUCCAGCCAUCAAAUCCAAAUAAUCCGAUCGUGUUCUUCGACAUUACCAUCGGUGGGCAGGAUAUCGGACGGAUGAAGGUCGAGCUGUUUGCUGAUGUGGUUCCGAAGACAGCUGAGAAUUUCAGGCAGUUCUGCACCGGAGAGUUCAGGAAGGAUGGAGUCCCUAUUGGUUUCAAAGGCUGCACAUUCCACAGGGUUAUCAAAGACUUUAUGAUUCAAGGAGGGGACUUUGUGAAUGGUGAUGGCACAGGUAUCUGCAGCAUCUAUCGAGGUCCAUUUGCAGAUGAGAAUUUCAAAGUGAAGCAUUCUGCACCUGGUCUUCUGGCAAUGGCAAACAGUGGUCCAGGGACGAAUGGUUGUCAGUUUUUCAUUACCUGCGCUAAAUGUGAUUGGCUAGAUGGGAAGCAUGUUGUUUUCGGAAAAGUGGUUGAUGGAUUGCUGAUCAUGAGAAAAAUUGAGAAUGUUCCCACAGGACCCAACAACAAGCCCAAGCUCCCCAUCCUUAUUGCCCAAUGUGGAGAGAUGUGAUCCAGCUUAUUCCUAACAGCAGUACUACACCUCCUCUGUUUACAGAAAGUACUGUCUCAUUGUUAUUUGUCAGUCCUCAGAAAAGAUUCACCCUCAUAAUCCUUUUUAUGCUUAGUUCCAUUGAAGCUUUCUGAAGGAUGAAAUGAGAAUCAGCAGUUAAUCAUGAUGGCCAUAUUCCACGUACAGUAUAUCUGAUCCCAGGUUAACUGCUGAAUCAAACGCCACAGUAAGAUCUUUUUUAUGUUUCAGACCUCUGACACGUUUCAUGUAUCAGUACAGAUAGGAUGAAAAAAACACAUAUUAGGUUAAAAUUCCCCUGUCCGGACAUUAUGUUCUAUUCAGUUGCUGAUGUAUUUCAAUGGAGACUUUUUGUGUAUCAACCACACUGUGUUUUUGCUUAUAAACAAUAAAUUGUGUCACAUUUUUAUACAUUUCA